Chrysemys picta bellii (western painted turtle) is the source of this 1675-nucleotide messenger RNA. Lineage: Eukaryota; Metazoa; Chordata; Testudines; Emydidae. The record is from RefSeq and is a predicted model, not a curated record.
UCGCCCGGCACGGAGAUGCGCCCACCUCUGGGGCAGGUUUCAGGCCCGGAACUAAUCGAGGAUCUUUUAUCCCAUUGGCCGUGGAGCAGCUUUGGCUUUGAUUGGCCAGGACUCCGGGGUUCCUGUCCCAUUCCCGGGGCAGGUUCUCAGGCCAAGCUUCUAAAUUAUAAGCAUCUGGCUUUAUAUCUGCUCAGUGGGGCCAGCCCUGCCUCUGGGGGGGUGGAAGAGGAGCACCCCCUGCUGAGCCCCCGCCCCACAGCACAGUGCCCCCUAGCACCAGCCUGGAGCAGUGGGGCCAGGCCGCCUCCGGGGGGCAGCCCCUUGGCCCAGCUGCGCUCACAUGGGCUCUCUCCCCCCAGGCUGCUGGUCAGCGCCUCGCAGGACGGUAAACUCAUCAUCUGGGACAGUUACACCACGAAUAAGGUCCACGCCAUCCCGCUGCGCUCCUCCUGGGUGAUGACCUGCGCCUACGCCCCAUCGGGGAACUACGUGGCCUGCGGAGGCCUGGACAACAUCUGCUCCAUCUACAGCCUGAAAACCCGGGAGGGGAACGUGCGCGUGAGCCGGGAGCUGCCGGGCCACACGGGUUACCUGUCCUGCUGCCGCUUCCUCGAUGACAAUCAGAUCAUCACCAGCUCCGGGGACACCACCUGCGCGCUGUGGGACAUUGAGACGGGGCAGCAGACGACGACGUUCGGGGGCCACAGUGGGGACGUGAUGAGCCUCUCGCUGGCCCCUGACGCCCGGAGCUUCGUGUCUGGCGCCUGCGACGCCUCCAUCAAGCUGUGGGACGUGCGGGACAGUAUGUGCCGGCAGACGUUUACCGGGCACGAGUCGGACAUCAACGCCGUGUGUGUGACUCACCCGUCUCCUCCUGCAGGGGUCCUGGCCGGCCACGACAACCGCGUGAGCUGCCUGGGGGUGACGGACGACGGGAUGGCAGUAGCCACCGGCUCCUGGGACAGCUUCCUGAAAAUCUGGAACUAGCCCCCCUUCUGCCCCACACCCUGGGGGUGUGGCUGCCGCUGGCCCCACCCUCAGCAGGGAGAGGGCGUGGCUUUAGCCCUUCUUUGGGGGCCCCCCCUUUAAUUUUUUCGAAUUAUUUUUGUUUUUCUUCUCCUGAUUGAAAAGAAGGAAAAAUAGCCUGCUGAGGGGGUGGGGCCUGUGGCUAGCAAUGACCUUUGACCUGGGGUGGGGCAUGAGGUGAUUGACAGCUGGGGCAGGGUCCUCUCUACUCUAGUACAGGGGAGGGAGGCUUACACCCCAAUUUUCCUGCCCCCAGUACCCCCUCCCCAAGGCUCUCUUGGGGAGUAGUGGCUAAUUGGUCCCACCCACUAUGUGUGGCUCCUCCUCCAGGAGGGGGGGUGCACCCUAGGCUCCCGUUGCCCCUCCCAUGUGCCUGAGUGGGGCUGGAGGGAGAUCAGGUUAGUUGGGGGGCCCCUGAGGGGAGGUGGGAUACCGGGGUAGAUGGGCCCCUGACUCUGAGGCAAAGGAGGGGCAACGCCAGACAUGGGGGCGCUCCUGUCCUGACCCCUCCCUCCACUCCCCAUCAGGGGCUUCUCUCCCACCCCCUGCCGGGGGUCGUCCUGUUUGCCGGGGGGGGGGGCUGUUUCUUCGCUGGGGUGUUUGUAACCGGCUCCCGGCACCGCAUCAAACCAUAAAUGACCAAAACCAA